This is a messenger RNA of Dendronephthya gigantea, 1257 nucleotides long. Its product is annotated as carbohydrate sulfotransferase 5-like. Lineage: Eukaryota; Metazoa; Cnidaria; Anthozoa; Malacalcyonacea; Nephtheidae. Bases 16 to 1245 code for a protein of 409 amino acids. Gene Ontology annotation, biological process: sulfur compound metabolic process; N-acetylglucosamine metabolic process. The transcript has a single exon. The record is from RefSeq and is a predicted model, not a curated record. Gene Ontology annotation, molecular function: N-acetylglucosamine 6-O-sulfotransferase activity.
CAACAUACUGAGAUCAUGCUAAGCUCUUGCAAUGAGGAAGCAAGACAUCAGAUCACCUCGAUCAAAAUGGCGACGAAUUCAGAUGUAUUUUUCGCGCGAACGAAAUCCGACAGUAAAAGACGAUUUGUUGUAGUCAUCCCAGUGGUCUUUUUGUUCCUGCUGUUCGCGUGCCUAUGGUCUUUGCACGAUCUGGGAGCCAAGCGUAACGAAACGCAGCGACGGAACGUUUUAAUUUACGCACCAGCACGCUCGGGAUCCUCUUUCCUCGGUCAAGUGUUCAACCAGCAUCAAGACGCGUUUUACAUUUACGAACCGUUGUACAUGUACACGAUACUCGACAAACUUCGAGUUAAGACACCUUCACAGCUAAAACACGACUCAUUGACUCUACUACGGGACUGCUUUCGAUGUAACUUUACCAACCAUGAGUUGUACUUAUAUUUUAUCUCCCAUCCAGGGUUUGCCUCGACACUUUUUAGGGAUUCGAGCAAAGCUAUGUCCUCACCACCUUUAUGCCAACCGCGUGAAGACAAGUCGAAGAUUUCAAGUCGACACAUUGAAGAACAGGGCGCUUGUACGAACCGUUUGGAACCAAUGAAGACAAGCGCUGUGUGUCGACGUCAUAAACAAGUUGCGGUUAAAAUAUUAUCAGACCGAAUGAUGUUGGAAGAGAUUUUCAAGCAAUUCAGCAAUUCAGGAAAUUUCAAAAUCAUACACUUGAUACGCGAUCCUCGCGCUAUCGUGGCCUCGCGUCAACGUCUUGGUUGGAUUUCCAAGUCCUCCGAUACUUUGGCAAAGAUCCGAGAGUUUUGCAAUCGUAUGAACGACAAUUUCAAGUUUGCUACAAACACGUCUUCGGAAUUUUCUAAAAAUUACAUGUUGUUGCGUUACGAGGAUCUGGUUGCGAACAUCUUCUCGGCUGUGAGGAAAGUUUUCAAAGCAACAGGUUUGAACAUGACAGAGCACGUCAAAUCGUGGCUUCUAGAGAACACGAGAUGGUCAGGAACCGUUGAUAACUCGGAACCGUUCAGAACAACAAGAAGAGACGCGUUAAAACAAGCUAAUCUUUGGAGAAGUACGAUUGCAAUGAACACAGUUCGUGCGGUUGAAGAUAACUGUAAACUUGUUAUGAAGAAAGCUGGUUAUAAGACAAUUAAAAACCAGAAAUAUUUAAGGAAUACGACUUUAUCCCUACUAGCAAGACCGACAAAAACUUUAAAGCAAUUUUUAGUUGUUAAAUACUAGUUUAUCGUAGGU